Messenger RNA from Carassius gibelio (silver crucian carp), 4833 nucleotides. Its product is annotated as metal transporter CNNM2. The transcript is spliced from 8 exons. Gene Ontology annotation, biological process: magnesium ion homeostasis; transport. The record is from RefSeq and is a predicted model, not a curated record. Bases 199 to 2637 code for a protein of 812 amino acids. Gene Ontology annotation, cellular component: plasma membrane. Lineage: Eukaryota; Metazoa; Chordata; Actinopteri; Cypriniformes; Cyprinidae. Gene Ontology annotation, molecular function: magnesium ion transmembrane transporter activity.
UAGUCAUCUGUACUCAACAGGAGUUCACAUAGAGCGUGCUGUUGUGUCAUCGUGGUGCAGUGAGGCAGCGAUACGCGGUGAGUAAUGCCUGCCUUGCUGCUUGAUGUCAGGACGGCUGUAGUGAGGAUGAAGGCGGACGAGGAUUCUCUCUGACCGUGGCAUCCUACAUUCAUUGACUAAAGCCUGCCCAUUGUCAACAUGGCAGAGCAAUGGACUGCAGUGCCCACUUCUAAUAUGGCGGCGCUGAACCGGGCUAGAUCAUUGACUGUUAUAUUCUUAAUUGUCAGCAGUUGUCUGAUCAGUAGCAUUGAUGGCAAGGACGCGCCAGAAGAGACUGUCAUCAUUGGCAUCCGGCUCGAGGACACCGACGAGGUGUCGUUCAUGGACAGUGGCUUUUUGCGCGUCAGCGAGCGCUCUCGUGUCAGGCUGAGGGUCUAUGGGCAAAACAUCAACAACGAGACGUGGUCCAAACUCGCCUUUACGGAACACAGCAUCAGCAGCGCACCUGUGGAGAGCACGAGCCCCGGAGGCGCACCUGCCUCGCAUCCCUGCGGCAUCCGAUCCUCCGAUAUCAUCAUCCUUCCCAACGUGGAGGUUAACAGAAAGACAUCUGGGAUUAUUGAAUUAGAGGUGAAACCUUUGCGAAAAACAGAGAAGAGUAAAGUGUAUUACCUGUGCAUUGCUGCCAUCACACCUGGCGCGCAGGACUCGUGGUCCGAGAACACCUGGGUUUAUCACGAGGGGCUUGACACCAAAGUGAUCGUGGUGGAGGAAAAAAAGUUCCUUCUGCCUUUCUGGCUGCAGGUGAUCUUUAUUGCCAUGUUGUUGUGUUUGUCCGGCAUGUUCAGCGGGCUGAAUCUAGGACUGAUGGCGCUGGAUCCCAUGGAGCUCCGGAUUAUCCAAAACUGCGGGACUGAGAAGGAGAAGAAUUACGCCAAGAGGAUCGAGCCAGUCCGAAGCCAAGGAAACUACCUUCUCUGCUCUUUGCUCCUGGGAAAUGUUUUGGUCAAUACCACUUUGACUAUUCUGCUCGAUGACAUCGCAGGAUCAGGGCUGAUCGCUGUAGUGGUGUCCACUAUAGGAAUUGUGAUUUUUGGAGAGAUUGUGCCACAAGCCAUCUGCUCCAGGCAUGGGCUCGCCGUGGGCGCAAACACUAUACUCCUGACUAAAUUUUUCAUGAUCCUCACUUUCCCUGCAUCAUAUCCCGUCAGUAAACUCCUGGACCACGUGCUGGGGCAGGAGAUCGGCACUGUGUACAACAGAGAGAAGCUUCUGGAGAUGCUCAGGGUGACAGAUCCGUAUAAUGACCUGGUCAAAGAGGAGCUCAACAUCAUCCAGGGAGCUCUGGAGCUCAGGACUAAAACUGUGGAGGAUGUCAUGACGCCUUUGCGAGACUGUUUCAUGAUUGCUGCUGAUACCAUCCUUGACUUCAACACCAUGUCUGAGAUCAUGGAGAGCGGCUACACACGAAUACCUGUGUAUGCGGGGGAAAGAUGUCAUAUUGUGGACUUGCUGUUAGUGAAGGACUUGGCCUUUGUGGAUCCAGAUGACUGCACGCCGUUGAAAACCAUCACCAAGUUCUACAGCCACCCUCUGCAUUUUGUCUUCAAUGAUACAAAGCUGGAUGCCAUGCUCGAGGAGUUUAAAAAGGGUAAAUCCCAUCUGGCCAUUGUCCAAAGAGUGAAUAACGAAGGAGAGGGAGACCCGUUCUAUGAAGUCCUGGGCAUCGUCACGCUAGAGGACGUCAUUGAGGAAAUCAUCAAAUCUGAGAUUCUAGAUGAGACAGACUUGUACACUGACAACAAGACAAAAAAGAGGAUCGCUCACAGAGAGAGGAAACAGGACUUCUCUGCUUUCAAACCCACAGAUAAUGAGUUGAGGGUGAAAAUAUCACCGCAGCUUCUUCUAGCCGCACUGCGUUUCCUGGCAACUGAAGUGGAAUCUUUUAGUACGGCUCAGAUGUCAGAGAAAAUCCUCCUGCGCUUGCUGAAACAUCCUAACGUCAUCCAGGAGCUCAAAUAUGAUGACAAGAACAAGAAGAUGUCAGAGCACUACCUCUUUCACCGCAACAAGCCUGUGGACUACUUCAUCCUCAUCUUGCAGGGUAAGGUGGAGGUUGAGGCUGGGAAGGAGGGGAUGAAGUUUGAAGCUGGUGCCUUCUCUUAUUAUGGAGUGCUGGCUUUAACCUCCUCACCAGUUCCUCUCUCCUUGUCUCGAACGUUUGUGGUGAGCAGGGCAGAAUCACUGGCAGGAUCUCCAGAAAAUAAGUCACCUCCACGAGUGUUCGGACUCAACCACUCGGACUCCCUGAACAGGAGUGACCGGAUGGAGGUGGUCACUCCCACACUGGGCAGCAGCAACAACCAGCUCAACUCCUUCCUGCAGGUCUACGUGCCAGACUACUCCGUGAGAGCCGCCUCUGACCUGCUCUACAUCAAGGUGUCCCGCCAGCAAUAUCAGAACGCCCUGAUGGCAUCUCGCAUGGACAAGACGCCCCAGUCCACAGACAGCGAGUUCACCAAGAUCGAGUUGACCUUCACAGAGCAUCAGGAUGGACCACUGGACGAGUCGGCCACUCUUUUGACCACCAUCACACACAAACCCAACCACACCGGCCACAACGACGGGGCUAUUUAACCAUCCUCAGCGUAGAGAGAAUGGCAAAAGAGAGCAAACGGCUCCGUUCGCCUCUCACGUAGUGAGCGAGAGAUCUUCUCGUACACUGGGCAGCUUCACUUUGACAUAACGAGUCUUCUCAUCAUGGUCAAUUUCAAAGGGGAACGUACGCAAAGACUACAAUGUGAAGGGCCGCAUAUCCCACAAUGCAUGCACUAAUGACCUUAACCGCUUUUGUAGGCAACGGAUCAGUCAGGGACCACCACAUCAUUCUCGCUCGCUCAUUCGAUCGAGUACAGACACACUUGAAUGCACAUUCUCACUUCCAAGGAGCAAGGUGACGACCCACACCACACCUCGACCAGAUGGACAAAGAAAUAACGGUGCCUUUAGACAGCUCUCGGUUACUGUCAACAAACGAGGUCCCAGAGGCCCCGGGCGACACAGAGCUCUCCAUUCGACCCAGGAAGCCUGAGCAGAUGCAGCCGCAGGUGAGAUAUCAGCAACCGGGAGGCUUGUAAACACUCGACGGAGAUCAAUAACACCCAAGCCCUUCGAGAAAAGCCAUGAUACAUCUCUGCCUAUCAGAAGAGCCCUCACGACCAAAGACAGUUGGCAUAGACAGGAUAAUACAGGGCGGCAUAAUUGUGGGUCCUGUAAGAAAAUUUGUUACGCAUAAGCAGGCAAAACGGAAUUUGUCUGGACUGUGCCAAAUAACACUGACAAACGAUUUUAGUGUUUUCUUCUGCCCAGGUUAAUCCACGUCACUCACAGAUGGGCUUACGUCCAGUGUUUGCAGUACAAAGAAAUCCAAUGUGUUUACAUACGAGGGCCUUUUUCAUCUGUAUAUAUAGAAAGUGAGAGAGUAAGAGAGAUUUUUUUUAAUGUAAAUCCUGAGGUACAGCGACACCUAUUUUAAGGUGAAUAGAGUAAUACGUCUCAUGACUGGUUCCAUUUUUUUAUGUACAUACGUCGGACCACUUUUUAUUAACUAUAUGUUUUUGAUUUUCAGCUUUUGUUGUAAUCACGUAAUUCUUAAUUUUUAAAGAAACAUUUUGUAUGUCACAACUACUUUACUUCGGAUAGUUGCUAGCUGAAUUUAGGACCUCAAAGACACUAGAAGUGUUUUCGGCUUGAAGCGGCAGACCGAUGGCUGUAUGACAUCAUAGUACCGCGAGAGCGAUUCGAUAGAACACGGAGCUGUCUGCUUUCUAAUCGCGAUACUUUGAUGUCGAACAACGAUCGGUCUGCGCACCACCGCUUCAUGACGAACACGCCUACAAUUUCAGGAACUUACACUGUAACUUAUAUCUCAUCUUCAGGUUCCACUAUUGCUCUUUUAUCUUAUUAGUUUUCGAAAAGCUAUUCAUGUAGGACUCUAUGUUAUGGGAUUGUAAAAAAGGUACUUUAUGAUUUAUUGCAUUUUAAAACCGAUAAAAAAAGGAAAAUAAUUCAGCAUUCAUGUAUUUAUUUUGUUUGACCAUGACAAGAUUACAUUAAUGCUCUUGAUACAAAGGGGAAUGAAUCUCUCUGGCUGGUUUUUUUUAUCCGCUGACUGUUGUCUUGACUGAAGCGUAAAGCCGCUGAUAUCAGGACAUUCACGUCUCGAGCGUUUAUGUAGCAACCUCUCAGUGCAAUAGUGCAACAGCUAUGCAGGGACAAUCAUGACCAAUUAAUGUGCUCACAGGUAGGACAAGUUAUCCCGGAAGUAAACUAACAGAAUUUAAUAUGAAACUGAGAGGUAGAAGAAGUCUGUUAGAUUAACACAACUACUGUUAAGGGGCUUGAGAUGUGAAAUAGUGAUUGGUGAACACUAAUAAAAGGCUACGGUCAGCAUUCCUGUUUUCUUUUACACUGACCGCUUAUUCCAUUUUUUUUUCACAAUGUGUUGGAAAGAAACGCCUGUUCAUUUCACUUAAAGUAUUUGGUGAUAUCCUACAGAUCAGAUCAGUGUUUUCAUGUUGGAUCGCCUGCCUUAGAAAAGAGAAAAUGUCUUUAAAUAUGUGGUGCUCUAACAUGCGGUUUGAGUCUGUCACACUGCUGCUAUUUUCAGUCUUGAAUGUGUAUAGAGAUACUGUACAGUAAUAAAGAGAGAGUACUAUUGUAUGCUUACAUACUACAAAACCAGACAAUGCUAUAUCAGAUUUAAAUAUACAUAUUAUAUAAAUAAUAUAAUGCAGAUGGAAUUUGCUAUAAUAAAACUGUUUGACAACUUUA